This is a messenger RNA of Jaminaea rosea, 2713 nucleotides long. RefSeq lists its product as hypothetical. Gene Ontology annotation, cellular component: nucleus. The transcript has 2 exons. Lineage: Eukaryota; Fungi; Basidiomycota; Exobasidiomycetes; Microstromatales. Gene Ontology annotation, biological process: regulation of DNA-templated transcription. Gene Ontology annotation, molecular function: zinc ion binding; DNA-binding transcription factor activity, RNA polymerase II-specific; RNA polymerase II transcription regulatory region sequence-specific DNA binding. The record is from RefSeq and is a predicted model, not a curated record. Bases 153 to 2453 code for a protein of 766 amino acids.
CCCCACUUCCACUCCAACGAUCCACUCGAUCCUCACGACUCGACGUGCACGACACACGCGAGAGGGAGAGCGAGCAUUCAUAGUCCCCAGACGAGAGUAGAGCUAGUCAGUAGUGUCGCCGCUCAGCAGGCAUUCUCCGCCACGACGACGCGAUGAGUUGUCAUCAGCAGCACCAGCAAGGGCAGCAUCGCCAUCAUUCUCAGUCCAAUGGCGGCGCAUCUGGUGUCCACGACGCGUCUUCCGCUGGUCCACCUGCAGCAUCCGACUUCCCUCCAGAUGCAUCCGAUGUCCUCGACUUCUACUACGAGGCACGCAAUGCUACUGGAGGGUCGGCUGAGCUCAGCGAGUCCCUGGCUGCCUCAUCUGCCGCUUUGGCCCUCGAGGCAGCUCGCGCUGAUCCAUUCAAGGGCCAAAGGCCGGCUUCCUCGUCUUCGUCAGCAUCGCCUUCGUCCAACAAUCGUGGCGGCAGUGGCAACGGUGGAGGAGCAGGACAGUACAGCAAUACCAAGCAGUACUCGCCUCAGCUCGCCGUCUUCCCUGGUCAACAGCCGCAAGGCAACGCCAGACCAAUCUCUGCCAUCCGCUCGUCCGGCGACGAGGCAGUCGACGAGCAGCAACAACAACAACACGAGCAGCAGCAGCAGCAGCAAGUCGAUGAGCAUCAAGAGCACCAACACAUGGCUGAACAGAUGGCAGACGAAAGUCACUUGCAUGACCAGGCCAACAAUGGCUCCCUGCUCAGCUACGAUGACCCACAACAGCACCAGCAGCACGAACACCAACACCAUCAGCAACACGACGAAGCUCAGCCAUCCGCUUCCACGUCGACGACGCGUGAUUCGCAACAAGUAGCUCCACCAACCCCAGGCGCGUCCGAUGCGGACACGUCGAUGAUGUCGCAGCAGGGUUUGGGAGUGCCAAAGAAGCGCAAAACGUUCAAGUACCUGCAGGACGAGCCUCCCCCGAGCGAGGCGAAUGAUCCUGCUCAUCCGCCUGAGAAGAGGAAGAAGGUACAAAAGGCGUGUAGACCUUGCAAACGUUCUCAUAUGCCCUGUGAGGCCAAGCGCCCGUGCCCGAGAUGCGUCAAACGCGGUAUCCCCGAGCUCUGCGUCGACGCCGAGCCUAUCCAGCGACGAAGCCGCAAGUCGCAAGCCAAUGCUGCCGCUACCGCCAGCAGCAAUACCACGACGAAUGACAGCAAUGCCAACGCAAGCACCAGCGACACUGCAGCUGGCCUUUCCUCGGUCGACGCCGAUGCAGCAGCUCAGCACGCCGUCAAUGCCUCGGAGAUUGAGCAGCUUGCAAAGGCAGCCGAAGCGAUCCGCACUCCUCCCGGCGCCCCAUCUGCCUCAGAUCACCACCACCACCAUCAUCAUCACCACCACGAUGAAACGCAGUACGGCAUCGCCCCCAUGCGUGCCUCUCUCGACACGUUGGACCCUUCCCGGAUUGAAAUACUCCACAAAGCCCUAACCGAUGGCGAGCCAGACCUCCUCGACCUCUUCGGCGGGGACCCGCUCUCCCUCCUUGCUGACCCGGCGCUCGAGUCAUCAGUAUACAUAACCCAAUACGACGAAGGGCCCUCCGCCUCUUCCUCCUCGUCAGCCCAAGGGUACAAUGCCGCCGGUUUCUCCCACACUCGCAGCUACGCGCGCUUGGCACGCUGGGCAUUCGACCAUCUCCCCGAGCAUGUGGCUACAGAGCUUGACCCGAUCACGGGUUCAGCGAGGGGUCAUUUCCUGCAGCUCGUCCAGUCUACCCCGCCUAUGACGCAUCACGACCACCUCGCCGGUGCGGCAUCAGACGUAGAGGCACUCGAGUCCGACUUCCAGGCUACUCUCGCAGCACUGCAGCACGAGAACUUCCUCGACCACGUGCCCGUUCCCAUGCUCGUGGCCCGUCGAUCUGGGGACAUCUAUGCGGCCAACUCGAGUCUUCGCGAGCUCCUCCACCUCGACGACGAGACAGCCCUCUGCAACCCAGACGUGGGCAGAUUAAACGUCAUCCAGUUGGGCGCGGGGCGCAGGGUACUCGAGUUGGCCAAGUUGCUCACCAACUCGCAAGUCUUCCAGCUCGGACAGACAGUCAGCGCGACCAUCCCGCUUCAGCUGAACUACGCGAGGAGAAGCUUUGGAUCGGCUUCGAGUGCAGCGGCGGCUGCUACGGCGGCAGCAGCAGAAGCAGCAGCAGCCGCUGCAGCAGCCGCGGCCGCCGCUGCUGUUGGUGGUGGGCAGGAUGGGAACCAGGCUGGAUCGUCGAGCGGUGGUGGCGGUGGGCGGGGGCGUGGGUCCAAGGCAGCAGCUGCUGCAGCAGCGGCCGCGGAUGGCAAUGGCUCCUCGUCUUCGUCAUCGGGAUUGCAGCCAGGCGAGAAGAACUUCGUCGUCAGUCUCAGGACCCGCGAGUGGAGGGACGGCUGGCCCUUGAUCGUCACUUGCACACUAACGCCGGCGUAGAGUGGACGCGACGAACCCCUCUUCAUCACCGUCAAAAGGGCUUGAGAAAGCCUCUCUCGUCUCUGUUCGUUCCACUUUUCUGUUGUACCUAACACCACCUAGCCCCUCAUCACCUUACCCGACGUCAUCAUUGGUGCGUCUCCCCUCUCUAUCCGGUCACGGCUUCAGUCAAAUCUCAUCGAUCUUCUCUAUUUGCGCGACUCUGCCGAGCAUGGCUGGAUGAUAUUGAAUGAAAGGCGGAGUAGCGCCGGCCUACUUGU